Diprion similis is the source of this 1272-nucleotide messenger RNA. RefSeq names its product endoribonuclease LACTB2. Gene Ontology annotation, cellular component: mitochondrial matrix. Gene Ontology annotation, molecular function: single-stranded RNA binding; RNA endonuclease activity. The coding region runs from base 228 to 1148 and encodes 306 amino acids. The record is from RefSeq and is a predicted model, not a curated record. The transcript has 4 exons. Lineage: Eukaryota; Metazoa; Arthropoda; Insecta; Hymenoptera; Diprionidae.
AACAUGUGACAAUGACAGUGAAAAAUCACAGUCGGCAACCUUUGAGGUUAGGUCAUGUGAGACGCCAAUAUCGUUCCUUGGCAUAGACUUUGCGAAUACUGAAUCAGAAUCAGUAGAUUAACUAACUUGCUGACGAUCAGAGUGUAGCUGCGCUCAUGAUUAUUCAUACGAGGAUUUGAAAUUCAUAGCGGCCCACUGAUGAUAUCGGAGUAUCGGACACUAGCAUCAUGACCUCAUUGACAUCUAUUCCUACCGUGUCGCGAAUAUCAAACCGUGUCAUUCGCAUCCUCGGCUGCAAUCCAGGCCCAAUGACGUUGCAGGGGACUAACACGUACCUCGUUGGUACAGGACCAAGACGGAUUCUGAUCGAUGCGGGUGACAAAACAACGUCGACCGAGUACACGAAGCACUUGACCGAGGUGCUUAGGAGCGAAAACGCGACAUUGGAACACCUUUUGUUGACUCACUGGCACCAUGAUCACAUCGGUGGUGUGUCGGCGGUGAAAGCCUUGGUGGAAUCCAGAGUAACCGAACCAAACAAGUCGGAAAAAUCGGGAAUUUCAAAGAGUGAUCGACUCAGGGUGUCGAAGUUACCCAGGGCACCAGAUGACCUUGAAAAUAUCAGCGACGACGAACGUUCAUUGAAAUGGGAGACCAUGGAGAACGGGCAAUCGUUUCGGACGGAAGGGGCAACUUUGACAGUGAAAUGGACUCCAGGACACACGACGGAUCAUGCAUGCCUGAAACUCGAAGAAGAGAACGCGAUCUUCAGCGGCGACUGCAUUCUGGGCGAGGGAACGGCCGUCUUCGAGGACCUCCGCGACUAUAUGGCCUCACUAUCCGAGAUCCUUGAUAUUUCUCCAAAUAUCAUUUAUCCAGGACACGGACCGGUCAUCGAGGAUCCUGUGCCUCGAAUAAAGUUCUAUAUCGCUCAUAGGCAGCAGAGGGAAAAGGAAAUCCUUGAUGUCCUCUACAAGCACGCCACCGACACACCGAUGUCGGAAAUUGACGUAGUCAGACAUGUUUAUAAAGAUACACCCGAGAACCUCUGGAUUGCAGCUGCUGAGAACGUUAACCAUCAUCUGAAGAAGCUUCUGAAGGAGCGGAAGGUCUGCGGUGGAACUGGAGCCUGGCUCAAAUGCGUUUGAAUAUAUGUAGCAAGAAAAAUACACUACUGGUUUACACUAGAUUUGCGGAAGGAUAUUGUAAAAUGUCAACACAAGCAGUCCAGCACAAAAACAUGGUUCAAAAUAUACAUAUGAUUACAGAAAA